Sus scrofa (pig) is the source of this 3345-nucleotide messenger RNA. RefSeq names its product synapse defective Rho GTPase homolog 1 (gene SYDE1). Gene Ontology annotation, molecular function: GTPase activator activity. Lineage: Eukaryota; Metazoa; Chordata; Mammalia; Artiodactyla; Suidae. The record is from RefSeq and is a predicted model, not a curated record. Gene Ontology annotation, biological process: regulation of Ras protein signal transduction; signal transduction; cell migration. Gene Ontology annotation, cellular component: synaptic membrane.
UUCCCGGAAUGCGCUUCCUGCUGCCGCUGGACUGGGGGCGGGCGGGGAGGCCCAGGCGGGGCGGGGAGGGCGGGGGGCGGCGCGGCCCGAGCCCGGGGCGCGCACUCCGCCCGGCCCGGGCCCCAGCAUGGCCGAGCCGCUGCUCAGGAAAACCUUCUCCCGCCUUCGGGGCCGGGAGAAACUUCCCCGGAAAAAGUCGGACGCGAAGGAGCGCGGCCGCCCAGCCCAGCGCCAGGAGCCUAGCCCUCCAGAGCCAGAGCCCCAGGCCCUGGAAGGAUCCCAGCCUGGAGCAGAGGGGCCUCCCAGCCCCGAAGAAUCUCGUAGCCCGGCUCGGGGUGCCUACCUGCAGAGCCUGGAGCCCAGCAGCCGCCGAUGGGUGCUGGGUGGGGCCAAACCACCGGAGGAGGCUGCUUUGGGGCCUGGGGCACCUGGCAGUGGAGAGCCUGCUGGUGAGAUCUGGUACAACCCCAUCCCUGAAGAGGACCCCAGACCUCCGACAGCUGAGCCCCCAGGGCUGCAGCCAGGCUCAGCUGAGCCAGAGAGCCUGACUUCCCCAGGCACAGCCCCUGCCAGUCCCCCAACCAAAGCCUCCCGCACCAAGUCUCCUGGCCCAGCCAGGCGCCUCUCAAUGAAGAUGAAGAAGCUGCCCGAGUUGCGGCGCCGCCUGAGCCUGCGGAGCACCCGGGCUGGCCGAGAGCGUGAGCGGGCCGCCCCAGAGGGCUCAGUCAUCAGCCGUUACCACCUGGAUAGCAGCGUAGGAACCCCGGGGCGGGCGGCAGUGGCUGAGGGCGCACGGGGCCUGAGGGCUGGUUACCUCAGUGAUGGCGACUCACCCGAGCGCCCAGCAGGGCCCCCAUCACCCACUGCCUUCCGCCCCUAUGAGGUGGGCCCAUCAGCCCGGUCGCCCCCGGCUGCACUCUGGGGCCGCCUCAGCCUGCACCUGUACGGGCUGGGGGGGCUACGGCCAGCACCUGGGGCCACUCCACGAGACCUCUGCUGCCUGCUGCAGGUGGAUGGGGUGGCGCGGGCCCGAACGGGGCCGCUGCGUGGGGGGCCAGACUUCCUGCGUUUGGACCACACCUUCCACCUUGAACUCGAGGCUGCCCGGCUGCUGCGGGCCCUGGUGUUGGCAUGGGACCCAGGCGUUCGGCGGCACAGGCCCUGCGCCCAGGGCACUGUGCUGCUGCCCACAGUUUUCCGAGGAUGCCAGGCCCAGCAGCUGGCCGUGCGCCUGGAGCCCCAAGGACUGCUAUAUGCCAAGCUGACCCUGUCAGAGCAACAUGAAGCACCAAGCACAGCUGAGCCCCGUGUUUUCGGGUUGCCCUUACCACUGCUGGUGGAGCGGGAGCAGUCCCCAGGCCAGGUGCCCCUUAUCAUCCAGAAGUGUGUCGGGCAGAUCGAGCGCCGAGGGCUGAGGGUAGUGGGGCUAUACCGUCUGUGCGGCUCAGCAGCUGUGAAGAAAGAGCUUCGAGAUGCCUUUGAGCGGGACAGUACAGCUGUCUGCCUCUCUGAGGACCUGUACCCUGAUAUCAAUGUCAUCACUGGUAUUCUCAAGGAUUAUCUUCGGGAAUUGCCUACCCCACUCAUCACCCAGCCCCUCUAUCAGGUGGUGCUGGAGGCCAUGGCCCGAGGGCCCCCAAGCAGGGCCCCCCAGAGCACUGAAGGCACACGUGGGCUCCUCAGCUGCCUGCCAGAUGUGGAGAGGGCCACGCUGACUCUUCUUCUGGACCACCUGCGCCUUGUCUCCUCCUUCCACGCCCACAACCGCAUGACCCCGCAGAACCUGGCAGUGUGCUUCGGUCCCGUGCUGCUGCCGGCGCGCCAGACACCCACCAGGCCCCGCAUCCGCAGCUCUGGCCCAGGCCUCUCCAACGCUGUGGACUUCAAGCGCCACAUCGAGGUGCUGCACUACCUGCUUCAGGCCUGGCCAGAUCCCCGCAGGCCCCCAGAGGCUCCGGAGUUAGUCCCGUACCUGCGGCCCAAACCACAGCCGCCGCUGCACUUGCCGCUAGCGGGCCCGGAUGUGGUGACUCGGCCUCGCGACCGAAGCGGCCCCGAGAGCCCCCCGAGCAAUCGCUACGCCGGUGACUGGAGCGUUUGCGGGAGGGACUUCCUGCCCUGUGGGCGGGACUUCCUGCCCGGGCCAGACUACGACCACGUGACGGGCAGCGACAGCGAAGAUGAGGAAGAAGUGGGUGGUGAGACGACAGGCGCCACCGACUUCGAAGACGAUUUCGAGGCGCCCUUCAACCCGCACCUGAACCUCAAAGACUUUGAUGCCCUCAUCCUGGACCUGGAGAGAGAGCUCUCCAAGCAGAUCAACGUGUGCCUCUGAGCCGGGCGGGGCUGGACCCCAUCACUAAGGCCGGGCUCCUGGCUGCCAGGGUGGUACCCUACCGAUCUAGGGGUGCCAGACUUGUAGCUCAGGCCUAGCUCCUGGUUCUUGGGAAGUUACCUAGAGGCCAGCCAUCCCGUUGAUGAGAAUCAUUCCUCGUUUCCAGUGCUCAAUAUUUGGACACUGGUUGCGAAGACCAGGGUCUGGGGAUUUUAGGGACCAUCUACUGUGGCCAUUUUUUCUGAGUACAAAGGGCUUUCUGCCGAGGCUGCCAAAAGGCAGUUCUGCUUGCAGGGCUGGCCUCUCUUGCCUCUCCUUGGCCAGGGUUAACACCAGUUACUGUGAGCAUCACCCUGGGAUGGUGAGACACCCACCCCCAAAGACAGUCCUCUUGCUGCUGCCAACCAAAUCAGUAUUAGCUUUGAGCACUGCACUCUUGCUUCUCCUUCGGCGGGCCCAAGGACUAUCAUGAGAUGCUGUCUGAGGCAGGGUUCGGGAGAGCCCCCCUCCCAAGCUCUGGCUGGAGAGGGGCAGCCUGGGGCUUAUAUAGGAAAACAGCUGGUUUUCCCACUGCUUUUUUCUAGAGAAAAAUCCCACAAUUGCCUCAAACCAGCAAAUGGAGACAGCAGAGUCUGGCCCUUCCCCUCCCCAACUCUUCCUCCCCAUUCCUGAAGAAACUGAGCACUUAUAUGACCUCCCUUUAGGAGGGGCCCCACCUGAAGUGUCAGGCUGGGAGCACUUUGGUACGGAACAUAUUUAUUGCCUCCAUGCAUGUGUGUCUGUGUGUGAGGACUAGUGUGUAUGGACAUGUCUAGAGUAAGCAUGUGGGGCUUUCAGGGACCACAGAGCGGGGAAAGAGUUUGCAGUGCCAGGGCACCCUGAAAUCCCCAUAGUGGUGCCUCAGUGGGCCCCAGAAUUCCAGUGGGAGAGUAGGGCCCCCUCUGUCUCCUCUCUCUUUCCCUCACUUCCAUCUUUGUGGACAAUAAACCAAUAUGCACAGGUUCUGGAAU